AUGCUGGGUAUAACCGUCUCCCCCUUUGCUCAUAAAAAGUUGACCCCGGACGGCAUGACUUGGUUAGAGCAGGGUUCAUACCAGGCAGCACCAGAAUCUGAGACGCCCUCCACGCACCCAGAUAUGUCAAUGUAUCCAUCGAUUAGCUCGGUUCCGUCUCCAGGACUGUACAGUGACCAUGGCACAAUCUCGGGGCAAAGGCGUGCACCUACGCCGGUCAAGUCCCCGCCGCCUAUCUUACCGUAUUACACAGAACAUACUCCCUUGAUGCAUGGGCAAGCGCCACCGUCGGAUCGGACAGAGCGCCCACCCCCACCGCCGCGCCCACCCUCAUCCCCGCCUCCCCCAGACGAAAAACGGUCUUCAACCCCGAAGAAGCUCUUUUUCGUGACCCUGUCCAUUGCCGUUCUAUUCCUUGCUGCGAUGGCGGCCGGAUACACUGUCGGUCUGAAUAGCUACUGCAACCCGAGCGUCCGCGAGGCAUAUGAUCAUGCCUGGCAAAUGGAGACGCGGCGCCGCGACGACCUACGCCAUCAAUGGCAGUUCGAAUUAGACACGAUGCGCGACGAGAGGGACGAAUGGGAGAAGGAGCGCCAGCGUCGGGCGGAGGAGAAGGAAAGGAAGGAGGCCAUCCAACGCUCCAAUGUCAAGUUCGAAACACCGAUCCCCCGCGAUGCGUGCUCGAGUUACGGGACGAGGGAGUAUUCCGCGCGAUUGCUGAACGUGCCUGAGAAAUUCAACGCGAUGGAGCUGUGCGCUGAAACGGAGGUUAGCAUCCAUGGGGUUAUGAAGCAGCCCAGCUACUGCAAGGAUAAUGGGAAAUGGGGAGGCGUGUACGGCCACUGGGUUGUGGACUUCCAGGAAGCGGCGUGCGCUCCGUACUUUUCCAAAUUCGAGAACAAGGGCUGUUCGACUGCGGGUUCCGGACUUCGAACGUACCACUCGCGCCUGGAGAAUCUCAGACCGUCCGACGACUGGAAAGAUAUGUGCUCCACGACUCCCGCAGACUUCUUGGGGAACCACUUCGACAGUCCUACUCACUGCGUUGACUGGUCCCCGCACGGCAUUUGGGGUAUCUGGGACGUAUCUGACGCCAACUGGUAUACGACAGGACUGAAUAGUUACUGCAAUCCCGCCGUCCGGGCGGCCUUCAUGCGUCAGCGGGAGAUGGAGAUACGGCAUCAGGAGGAACAGCGAAGGCAGUGGGAAUUCGAGAAAGCCGAGUGGCAGGAGAGGAGAGACGAGUGGGGGAAAGAGAGAGACGAGUGGGGGAAAGAGAGAGACGAGUGGGCGCAAGAGCGGCGUCGACGAAUGGAGGAGAAGAAGAGGAAAGAGGCAAUUCGGCGGGCUCAUGUUAAAUUUGAAAUACCAUCCCCGCACAAGUCUUGUUUGAGCUAUGGGACAAGGGAGUACUCCGCACAGCUGCUGAACGUUCCUGAUGAUCUCAACGCUCUGGAACUUUGCAAUGAUGCGGAAGGCAGUAUUCACGGCGUUAUGAAACGGCCUGAUUAUUGCGAGGACAAAGGCAAAUGGGCAGGCGUUUUUGGCCACUGGAGAGUAGACUUUCAAGAAGCUGCUUGCAAGCCCAGCUUUUCUACUUUCGACGACAAAGGAUGCUUGAAUGACGGCUCUGGAAUUCGGAUUUACCACUCGCAUCUAGAGAACCUGAGAGACUCGGAUGAUUGGGAGAUCAUGUGCUCGACGACACCCGCAGACUUCUUGCAGCACCACUUUGAUGGCCCUACUCACUGUGCUAACCGGGGUAGUCACGGUAUCUGGGGUAUCUGGGAGGUACGGGACACCAGUUGUUAG
Messenger RNA from Pleurotus ostreatus (oyster mushroom), 1812 nucleotides. RefSeq lists its product as uncharacterized. The coding region runs from base 1 to 1812 and encodes 603 amino acids. The transcript is spliced from 11 exons. The record is from RefSeq and is a predicted model, not a curated record. Lineage: Eukaryota; Fungi; Basidiomycota; Agaricomycetes; Agaricales; Pleurotaceae.